Molecule: messenger RNA, 330 nt
Organism: Penicillium nucicola
Lineage: Eukaryota; Fungi; Ascomycota; Eurotiomycetes; Eurotiales; Aspergillaceae
Exons: 2
Coding region: 1-330 (109 amino acids)
Source: RefSeq, a predicted model, not a curated record
AUGUCAGACUUCCUCCGCAGAGCAUCCGACGCGUUCCAUCAUCGCGAGCGUCAAGACUCGACCAGCUCGACCGGCUCAGCCGGCUCAAUGGACGCACCCAUAUCUCCUAACGCAGCAAAAUUACCCGAGCAACAGCCAGCAAAUCAAAAGUUCGAGUCCGCGCAGCCUGCUUCUCAGGCCAGCAAUCCUUCUGCUGACACAGCAACUAAGGAUCUGAAGAACCGCCACUCCUGGGGCUGGGGCAACAAACAUGGGAAAAUCCCCGACUCAAAGCAGCAACCUAAUCAAAAGCCGAAAGACAGUAGCAAUGACUGGAUUUUUGCAUCGUAA